This is a messenger RNA of Ricinus communis (castor bean), 1054 nucleotides long. RefSeq lists its product as uncharacterized. The record is from RefSeq and is a predicted model, not a curated record. The transcript is spliced from 6 exons. Lineage: Eukaryota; Viridiplantae; Streptophyta; Magnoliopsida; Malpighiales; Euphorbiaceae. The coding region runs from base 4 to 603 and encodes 199 amino acids.
GAGAUGGAAUCAACAGUGAAAAAGUAUCAGCAGAGAUUUAGAAAGGUCAAAGAAGAAAUGGAGAAAUGGGAUAAUUUUCAAUCCCGUUUAGUUUCUCAAUUUAGAAACGCUUCUUCAAUUAUCGACAGGUUACAGAUGAUCAGAGAGUCUAACAAUUACGGGAGCUUGAAUUGUGUUGGGGGCAUAGCAGAUGUUGUGAUGAGAAAGCAAAUGGAGUCUUUACAGACCAUAUUGAUUUCCAUAAAUAAGACACUGGACGAGUUUCAGGGUAUUGUUAUGAUUCUUGAGAGGAUGCAUAGGGAUGGUAAGCAGUUAGUUCAAGGGGGUGGUUCUAAUCAUCUGACUGCAAAACAAUUACAGCAGCGAGUUGGUAUCAAGCCGUGUCUCGCUGAUUGCUUGGACGGACUUAUGAUUCUUCGUGAUAUGCAUCGCUCAGAGUAUCUUCUUAAAUCAUCUCUGGUUUCAGCACUUCCGGCGCUCGUCUUGAAGCCCAGUUCAAGUGAUCUAGCUGCACUCCAGCAACUCUUGGUAGAUCAGCCUAAUAUCCCCAGAGAGGAAGUGCAAUUCAUCUUCGAUAUCAUCUUUGCUGAAGAGAUAUGUUAAUUUCUGUGCCUAUUGAGAAAGCUCUUACAUGCUGGGCACUUGAUAGCUGUGUGCAACUGCAAGAGUCUUGGUCCUGUGGAGGUUAUGCCAGCAAUGUGAAGGAGUGUACCUGCUUGGCUGCUUGAAGAAUUGCAUUUGUUGGGAGAUUUAUCUAAGCCCAGAAAAGAUUUUCAGAAGUGGCAAUGUUCUCAAUGCUCCCCAGAGGAAAAAUGAAAAAGAAAAGAGAAAAGGGACGCAAUAUUUACAGGGUCAUGGAUUAACCAACUCGUCUCUCCAAUUUAUUCAUACAACAGCAGCAUGUAUAUGAUUCCUGUGGUGCAGAGUGAAUUUCAAGUCUUUUGAUAGUCGAUGAAAUUGAGCUGAUUUAUUCUCCUGUAUUGUCAUUGUAAGCUGAUUCUCCUGCAGAAUCUCUUCCUAAUUAAUGAAAUGUUAAACAUCCGUAAGUUGCUAA